Molecule: messenger RNA, 1927 nt
Organism: Mugil cephalus (flathead mullet)
Lineage: Eukaryota; Metazoa; Chordata; Actinopteri; Mugiliformes; Mugilidae
Gene: cars2
Product: cysteinyl-tRNA synthetase 2, mitochondrial
Exons: 15
Coding region: 143-1846 (567 amino acids)
Biological process (GO): cysteinyl-tRNA aminoacylation
Cellular component (GO): cytoplasm
Molecular function (GO): cysteine-tRNA ligase activity; ATP binding
Source: RefSeq, a predicted model, not a curated record
UCCUGAAUCGCACUCUCGCGAGAAGCGACACUCGCAAAAAGUCCUCGCCUGUCCUGAUGAUAGUGAAAGCCACUAUUAUUAACAGCGUUCACGCUUUAUUGGAAAAGCUGGGCUAGCGAGGAGAACUGUGUCGGACAUAGCGAUGUGGAGACAUUCGGCGAGGUCGCUGAUAUCCAAAGCAAAAGCGAGCUCGGUCAAAUUUAGAUCGAAUGGAUCCUGCUGCAAUACUCAAGGGAAGACAUGGAGGACCCCCAGCGGGUUUGACACGGGUUUAAAGACUUUCAACAGCCUGACCAAACAGAAAGAGCCUCUCAUUCUGCCCAGAGAGGGAGUAGCUACCUGGUACAGCUGCGGACCCACCGUUUACGACCACGCACACCUGGGACAUGCAUGCUCAUAUGUCAGGUUUGACAUACUGCAGAGGAUUCUGUCCAGGCUGUUUGGAAUCACCGUCAUCCACGCCAUGGUCAUCACUGACAUCGAUGACAAAAUUAUCAGAAGAAGCUUGGAGGAAAAUGUAUCCUCAUCCACCAUAGCCAGAAUGUAUGAGGAGGAAUUCAAGAGGGAUAUGUUGUCACUAAAGGUGAUUCCUCCUGCAGCAUAUCUACGAGUCACUGAAAAUGUGCAUCAUAUUGUUGCGUUUAUUGGGCGGAUCGUUGAAAACGGACACGCUUACGUCACCAAAGAGGGUGAUGUGUAUUUUGACAUCCAGUCCAUUGGGGACCGUUACGGCAAGUUCGUGACACCAGUGGAUUCUCAAGGAGAACCUGGCAGCUCAAAUAAACGAGACUUAAGAGAUUUCGCUUUGUGGAAACCAUCCAAACCUCAAGAACCAUUCUGGGAGUCUCCGUGGGGCAAAGGCAGACCCGGGUGGCACAUUGAGUGCUCCACAAUCGCUAGUUGUGUGUUUGGAAGCCAGCUGGACAUCCACUCUGGGGGCAUAGACCUGGCCUUUCCUCACCACGAGAAUGAGAUUGCUCAAAGUGAAGCCUACCAUCAGUGUGGACAGUGGGCGAACUACUUCCUCCACUCAGGACACUUACAUCUGAAAGGCAGCGCAGAGAAAAUGUCAAAAUCUUUGAAGAACUUCAUCACCAUCGAGGAUUUUUUGCAGUCUUACUCUGCCAAUGAAUUCCGUAUGUUCUGUCUUUUGACCAAAUACAGAUCAGCCAUAGACUACAGUGAUGCCAGCAUGCAUGGGGCUCGGACCUCUCUAGAAACCAUCUCCACCUUCAUCAGUGAUGCUGAGUCCUACAUUAAGGGUCAGGUGCAGUGUUCACCUGUCCAGGAGGACUUUCUCUGGGAGAGGUUAGCUGAGGCAAAAUCCAGCACAGUGAAAGCUCUAGCAGAUGACUUUGAUACCCCAAAAGCAAUCAGUGGUGUGAUGAAUCUCAUUUAUCACGGAAACUGCCAACUCCAGCCGGUUUCUAGGUCUGACGUAGCGGUCCGGAGCCCUGCUGUAUUUGGAGCAAUGGUCGCCUACAUCAGAGACAUCCUGGAUGUGUUUGGGAUCGAUCUGCUGCACAGCAAGAAGGCGGAUGCUGCCAACAAUUACGGGAGACUGCAGGCCGUUGUGGAACAGCUGACUCAUUUUAGAAGAGAAGUCCGAGCGUUCGCACUCACUCAUCAGGAUGAUUCAACCACCGAAUCCAAGAAACCUGGACUGUACACAGAGAGGAUCCCCCUCCUUAAAGCCUGUGACACUAUCAGAGACGACCUGGCACCUUUGGGCGUGCUGAUAAAGGACAGAGGAGCCACCUCUACGUGGGAGAUAAAAGACAGACAGCAGAGAGUGUCCAGGAUAAACACAAGGAGACAUCCAGCUGAGACGUAUCACGACGACUGAAACUCACCUUUCAUCUUUGUGGACUCUACUAAAAGACUCAAUACGGAAAAAUAAAACUCAUAAUUUUAUUACAGAAUCUAA